AUGCGUUUCCCUCCCCCUCCACGAAGUGAUAUAGUAUGGAACGGCCUCGCCGCGUUGACAACUGUCAAUGGGCACGUCCAAUCAACAUGGACCAAUGAGACAGGCUGGUCUGAGCCAGAGUUUAUCCCAGAUCCAUACCUUCGUGUUCACGGAUUGGCACCUGUCUUCAACUAUGGCCAAGAGGCAUACGAAGGACUCAAGGCCUUUCGCACUCCUGAUGACAGGGACAUCAACAUUGUAAGACCUAAUUUCCAUGCCAUCCGAAUGCAGCAUUCCGCAUCAUUGGUCUCUAUCCCAGCGGUUCCCGAGGAGCUUUUCAUGCGAUCUGUGCACCUCGCAGUAGCAAAGAACGCAGAAUUCGUACCACCAAACGGUGAAAAUGGAAUGCUAUACAUUCGGCCCAUUGUUUUCGGUUCCGGGCCUCGUAUCUUGCUCAGCCCGACUGAUGAAUACACCUUUUGCGUCUACGUUACCCCCGCGGCUGCUUACCAUGGUAUUCAACCGCUUGAUGCUUUAAUCCUGGAAGAUUUUGAUCGGGCUGCCCCUCGAGGUACUGGAUCUGGCAAGGUUGGGGGCAAUUACGCUCCUGUGAUGAAAUGGGCCGACAAGGCUAAGAGCCAAGGCUAUGCCCUCACGCUGCAUCUUGACAGCCAAACAAGAAGCGAAAUUGAUGAGUUUUCCACAUCAGGCUUCAUUGGCGUCAAGGUGGAAGGUGGAAAGACUGUCAUUGUGGUGCCCAAUAGCUCAAGUGCCAUCAACAGCGCCACAUGUGAUAGUAUUCAACAGUUGGCCCUAUCCUUUGAUUGGAAAGUCGAGCGCCGGCCUGUCAAAUAUGAGGAAUUGUCUGAAUUCUCAGAGGUCCUGGCUUGCGGAACUGCUGUAACCGUCGUUCCUGUCAAGUCCAUUACCCGGGAAAUUACAAAUGAGAAGUUUGUCUAUCAGGACGGAGCUGCAGAGCCUGGACCUGUAGCAUCCAAGAUUGCCAAGACUGUGGAAGACAUCCAGAAAGGCAGAAUCGAGGACAAGUUCAGCUGGCUUACAAGAGUCACUGCUGUGUAA
Molecule: messenger RNA, 1059 nt
Organism: Trichoderma atroviride IMI 206040
Lineage: Eukaryota; Fungi; Ascomycota; Sordariomycetes; Hypocreales; Hypocreaceae
Product: putative secondary metabolism biosynthetic enzyme
Biological process (GO): branched-chain amino acid metabolic process
Molecular function (GO): branched-chain-amino-acid:2-oxoglutarate transaminase activity
Source: RefSeq, a predicted model, not a curated record